GGACAACAUUCGUUUUCAAUCGUAACAAAGCAGUCAGGUAAAGAGCAAGUCACAAGUGAAACAGUUUUCGUUCAUAAAAAGUUUAUUUUUGUAUUGUUAAUUGCUUAAAACCAAACAAUAAUGAAAUUCCAAUAUAAAGAAGAACAUCCAUUCGAAAAACGCCGUGCUGAAGGUGACAAAAUUCGUAGGAAGUACCCAGACCGUGUACCUGUCAUCGUAGAGAAGGCACCCAAAGCUCGCAUUGGUGAUUUGGAUAAGAAAAAAUAUUUGGUUCCUUCUGAUUUAACUGUUGGACAAUUUUAUUUCUUGAUUCGUAAACGUAUUCAUUUGCGCCCCGAAGAUGCUUUAUUUUUCUUUGUUAACAAUGUAAUUCCACCAACAUCUGCAACCAUGGGUUCCCUUUAUCAGGAACAUCAUGAAGAGGAUUACUUCUUGUAUAUCGCUUAUUCAGAUGAAAAUGUUUACGGCAAAGUUUAAGCAUUUAUUAAACACUUCACUUAAAACUGAUAGCUGGCUAAUGAUGAAUGUAUUGGUGGAGAAUGGCUUAAAAGGAAAUUACUACAAUUUUCAUUAAAUUAAUAAUUAUAUUUACAAAUAAAAGUGUUUAAAUUUAUUAUAUAAAAAAAAACUAAAAACUAAUUUAAUUAUAGUAAUGCUACAAAACAUAGUUAUAAAAUAUUUAAAAAAAUUGCUAAAUAUAUAUUUUUAUUAGCAGUAGUUUUAAUAACAUUUUGAUUUCAUUUUUUCUAUUGUAUUUAAUUUUUCUUAAAUAUUUCUUUAGGGACUCGAAAUAAAAUUGUGUGGGGUUUUAUUUUGUGGAAAGAUAUAAAAAAACUGAAUUUAAUUAAAACAUAUUGUAUACAUAUUUCUUUUCUUUUUCAGUUUUUAUAAGUAUAUAAUGUAAUGACAAAAAUAUUUUAAUUAAUCUACAUACAUAGUUAUAAUAAAAUUUUAAGAAACUAGGCUUCGUGUCUAAAAUAAU
This is a messenger RNA of Teleopsis dalmanni, 982 nucleotides long. RefSeq names its product gamma-aminobutyric acid receptor-associated protein (gene Atg8a). Gene Ontology annotation, biological process: macroautophagy; cellular response to nitrogen starvation; autophagosome assembly. The record is from RefSeq and is a predicted model, not a curated record. Gene Ontology annotation, molecular function: ubiquitin protein ligase binding; GABA receptor binding. Bases 121 to 477 code for a protein of 118 amino acids. Gene Ontology annotation, cellular component: autophagosome membrane; cytosol; autophagosome. The transcript is spliced from 3 exons. Lineage: Eukaryota; Metazoa; Arthropoda; Insecta; Diptera; Diopsidae.